AUGCCUUACACACCGCCCUCCCAUCGCUCGCCAGCAAGCUCAGCACCGUCCUCGCCCGACGUGAGCCGCCGCUCGUCAUUCCAGUCCAGCCCUAGACCAUCACUACCGAGGUCAGCAUCGUACCUCACAAAACACAGGAGGACACCAUCCGCCGCGACGGGCGCACCGAAUGGCACCCCCAACCAGCCCACUCCUCCGGGCACGUCGGACGAUCUCAAGGGUAUGGCAACGAGCAGCAGCGUGAGACAAUCACCGCCGCCACUGACGGAUGAGCGAGGUAUGCCUAAGGGAGCUAUCAUCUCCCCGCCGGACUCUGGCAGCGAAGAGGAGGAUGGUGCACAGCGCGGGAGACAGAUCGAAAACCUCAAGGAGCUUAAGGACGCCAUUAGCCAGAUUCCAGUCCACCGGGAGGCAUCUCCCAGCCCGAAGCCCGAGCAACACCAACAACAACAACCGACAUUAGCACUCGUUACCAACGAGGGCAUCUCACACAGCUUUAGCACCGGUGCUCUCGACGCUCUCGCCAAGACUGUCGGCCGUCGGGUGGGCCACUCCAGAUCGAGCACUGAGCCUAAGAUUGUCAUGAAGUCUGCCGAUGCGUCCCUGACCGGUUCUGAGGAGGAGUCCGACGAGGAGGCACCCAGAAAGCCACAGAUGGUGCGGAAGAAGUCAGGCGAGCUUGUCCGCCCCGCUCUUAGGCCGCCCUCCCGCCGCAGACCCUCCAGCAUGCCUGGCACUCCGACAUUCUCCAAGGCGGUCCACUUCGACUCCCACCUCGAACAUGUCCGCCACUUCCUCCAGGUCGACAGACCGCUUGCUGUCAGCGCCGGUUCUUCGCCUGUUGACGCCUACGACAGUGACACCGAGUAUCCCUUCCCCGGCGAUGAGCAGCGCCCUGCCUCCCGAUCUCCGCCAUUCGAGUGGGAGAUCGUGGCGGCGAACCACCCUGCCGAUACUCCUAUCAGAAAGUCGCUGCCUGUCCGCCUCGAGAGGGUGUGGCUAUCCAGCGACCAGAAGAGCUUGCUGGGUUCCGUCUGCGUGGCCAACCUGGCAUUCCAGAAGUCUGUCACUUGCAGAUUUACCCUCGACUACUGGAAGACUACCUCAGAAGUCGGCGCCGAGUACUCCCACGAGAUCCGCCCUCAAGAGAGCGGUGUCUCUCACGACCGCUUUCAGUUCUCCAUCAAGCUGUCCGACCUGGCUAACCUCGAGAGCAAGACACUGUUUUUCUGCAUUCGGUACAACGUGAACGGCCAAGAGUUCUGGGACAGCAACAACGGCACCAACUUCCAAGUUGACUUCCGCAAGAAGUACCUGCCCCAGAACGGCAAGCGUGGACUCCAGGGCGCCGCCAGCCGACCUGCGCUUCCCCGCAGCAACCGUCGUGCGAGCCCCUCGUCCAAUCCUCGCCCCAAGUCUAUGCCCGUCGGCUUCGACGACUUUGGCGAGCAGGGCAAGAUCCACUUCGACCAGCCCAUCCACGAGUACCUGGGCGAGUCAGGCCCCAAUGCUGGCCUUCGCCUCAAGAGUAACAAGUCCACUGGCAGCCUGGCUAGCGAUAACCUCUCGAGCCGUCUGUCAGCGCCCAGCGGACAAGCUUUUGCCAACCGCUACGACUUUGGUGCCUCUCUCUCUGCUGCGGUCCAGGCUGCAAAGGACAACGUUGGCAAGGAUCGCAAUGCCGAUGGUCUCUAUAUGAAGAGCCAUCGCAAGAUCCAGGUCCCCGCCCAGCAACCCCAACAGCACAGGCCAGUCCCGAACCCGACCGCCACCUCCACCGCCCCUGCUGUCAAGCCCGUCCUGCCGACCGCUUCUGGCCACGACUCCCCCAACGCCAUGAUCGCUUCGUCCUCGUACGAGGAAUUGGUCAACAAAUACUGCUUUUUCGGCUCCAAGCAGUCCAGCCCUCAGAUCACUGACGGCACCCUUAAGAGCGGGAAGUUUGACGGGGCUGACGAUGGUUUCGCUACCCGAGGAUCCAACAGCACCAGCUCGAGCUCGAAUGGCAGCCCCAGCAUGGCCCACCACGCUCAGCAUGCCGGCCCCGCCCAGCACCACGCAUUCCACCUUCGGGAUCCCAACCCUUAUUUUCAGCAAUUGGGACCCUAUGGCUCAUCUCCGGCCGCCUCCCCACUCAGCCAACCCCAUCCAGAACGAACUGCGAACCAGCGUCCGAGUCAGGCUUCCGCCCCAGCGACCAUGAGGUCGGCCUCUCCGGUCGCCUCAGUGGGUGGCUUUCCUUUCGCCGGUACGUCGCCGAAUGAUUAUCCGUACGCCCAGCAGCUGCAGGAGCGCUUUCCGUUCAACACCGAGACUCAUGCUGCGACAGCAAUUAGGGGUUAA
This is a messenger RNA of Colletotrichum gloeosporioides, 2343 nucleotides long. RefSeq names its product Protein phosphatase 1 regulatory subunit 3B. The coding region runs from base 1 to 2343 and encodes 780 amino acids. NCBI's taxonomy places the organism in Eukaryota, Fungi, Ascomycota, Sordariomycetes, Glomerellales, Glomerellaceae. Gene Ontology annotation, molecular function: glycogen binding; protein phosphatase 1 binding. Gene Ontology annotation, biological process: regulation of glycogen biosynthetic process. The transcript is spliced from 2 exons. The record is from RefSeq and is a predicted model, not a curated record. Gene Ontology annotation, cellular component: protein phosphatase type 1 complex.